This is a messenger RNA of [Candida] anglica, 2003 nucleotides long. The record is from the annotation of a GenBank genome assembly. Lineage: Eukaryota; Fungi; Ascomycota; Pichiomycetes; Serinales; Debaryomycetaceae.
AGAAUCACUUCAUAAAUCUACCAGUGAAAUGCUUUUGAAGGGCAUAUUUGGUAGGAGAUGCAUUCCAUUGAUACCCAAAGGGAAGUUGAUUGGGUCACGUCAUUUCACCCAGUUGAAUAAACAUAUCCAAUACCCGAAAAUAGGAUCGAACCGUCAAACGGUAACUCAAAUGUUACUGCUUAGAUAUAAUAGUAAUAAGAAUGGAGGAGGUUUGGAAAAUGAACCAGAUCACAAACAAACUACCCCACAACCCCAUGUAAGAGUUACCAAAGAACAACUUUUGGCAAAGGCAACGAAUUUAUUUUCAAGGUUACAAAUUCGUUUCAAAUGGUUGAUGAAACGAUCCAAUCGACCAUUCAAUACUGAUGAUUAUUCCGCUUUAUUUUCGUGGUUAGUCAUGGGGAAUGCAUUGCUUUUCUUCCUUGCUACCACAACGUUCUUUUCUUUGGUUAUCUACACUGCAAACACAGUUUUAGCUCAAGAAUUUGUUGCUCGGAAACUUGGAGAAUUUAUCACCAAGAAUUCCAAUCUUACAGUUGUUUUCGAACAUGCUAUUGUCCCCGGCUGGUCAGAUGGAAAGAUUAGUUUUCGUAAAUGCUUUGUAAGUAGAAGACCAAAGGAAACGAAGCAGUUUAUUAAAGGGUCGCUGGCGGAGGCAUAUGCGACAUCAUUAGCCGGGAGAGAGGGUAAUGGCAUUAACGAUGUGAAUGGAGAAAACCUGGAUAUCAUCUUGGUGGACUCGGAAGACACUGAUGAUGGAAAUUAUACUCAAUAUGAUCUUACCAUUGAAGAGGUGAAUGUUUCCUUAUCAUUCAAUAAAUGGGUCAAUGGGUCCGGGAUCAUCAAAACUAUGGAAAUAAAGGGACUAAGAGGUGUUGUGGAUCGUACGCACGUUCGAUGGAGUGAAGAUGACGACGCUACAAACUAUAAGAACGUCUAUCAUCCUGGAGAUUUUGAAUUUGAAGACUUUAAAAUGGAAGAUGUUUUAUUUAAAUUAAAGCAACCCAAUGCAUUUAGACCUUUUGACGUGGCCAUCUAUAACUGUGAACUUCUGAGAUUGCGCAAACAUUGGUUAUUUUAUGAUUUGCUCAAUGCCAACAUCAUGAGUGGAUCUUAUGAUAAUUCUUUGUUCACCAUCCAUAAGAAACAACGUUUAGACGAUUUUGGCAGCAGUAGUAGUAGUCCAGGUUUAGCAAAUGCCAAUUGGCAGCGUGUCACUAGAUGUCGUGUGGAUUCGCUCAAUGUAGACCAUUUAAACACCGGUCUCGAAGGACCAUUUGGUUGGAUCACCGAUGGGAAAGUGGAUAUGGUUGGAGAUGUGAUGGUUCCAAGAGAAAAUAAAGAUUUGAAUGUUGCUGAACUUGUAUCAAUCAUUGCAGAAUCUAUCAGAAAGGAAGCCACUAGAUACAGAAACCCAGACGUGCCAGCAUCAACACAUAACUCAUCAUCUAAAGAUGGCUCUGAAUCUACUGUGACAACAUCCGAUGUUCUCAAGUACUUUGUGCUUGAUUUGACCAUCAGAUUGAACAACGUCAAGGCUUCAGUGCCAUUCCAAACACCAGAACUCUCAUAUAUCAACUACGCGUUGAUCAGACCCAUUGUGGCGUACAUCAACCUGAAAAAUACCUUCAUUGAAAUCCAUAAUCGAGUGGUGAAGAACUUAGAAGAUUUCAGUGGUUCAUGGACCGUAUAUGACUCUCUUCUUAUGGAUGAUAUUUCCACUGAAGUGUACGAUAAUUUUGUCGAUUAUGUUGCCAACGAAGAGGCAAGACUUGUACGAAUGAAGAAAUUGGGGUUCUGGACACUUCAAGUUUUACUUCAAGUCUUGGUUAUCGGAUUGGGACUGUUGUCUUAGAAGGUUAAAAACAAACAGACACAUACACACAAACACACACACAUGCAUAUAUACACACAUAAAAGCUUUUAGCUUAAUACAUACGAAGAACAUUUUUUAAUAAUUUAGUAGUGCUACAAGGAAAACAUUUCUUGAUGUAUAUAUUUAU